Messenger RNA from Meleagris gallopavo (turkey), 2069 nucleotides. The record is from RefSeq and is a predicted model, not a curated record. NCBI's taxonomy places the organism in Eukaryota, Metazoa, Chordata, Aves, Galliformes, Phasianidae.
GAGAGCAGCACCCCAACUCGCUCAGUUGGAACUGCUCACAGUGCGCCCUGCCCAGCCCUGCAGCCCUUCAGCAUCACGAGAAGCAAACGGGAUAUUUUUAAUCCCGAGAAGUCAUCCGUUUGAUGAAAGCUAAUCGCAUUUGCAUUCCCCCCCCCAGCACUGUUUCAAUUCCACGCCGGCUGCUGGAGGGCAGUGGAGCAGCCCAGCACCCGGCCGUCCAGCCGGGCAGCGCGCUCCAUCCCGCUCCCCGCACCAGGUACCACGGCUGCGAUGCACGGCGACGUGUGCACACAUGCACACCCACAAGCUGCUUAUUCUCGUGUCAAUUGACUCCCUGUAAGUGCUGCCUAGCUACCGGCACGGCGGAGCCAUCUCUUCUCCUCCCGCAGCCUCUGCCUGCUGCCACCAGCAGCCCUAAUCCCCCCCAGAGCUGUGGAGCAGAGCGGCAGCGCCAGGGUCCGACUGGCUUUGUUCCUGCUGACUUGGCAUCCCCUGCUUCCACUCUGGAGGAGAUGGGCCGCAAGGAAGAGGAUGACAGCAGCUCCUGGAAGAAACAGACGAGCAAUAUCAGAAAGACGUUCAUUUUCAUGGAGGCACUGGGAUCAGGUGCAUUUUCAGAAGUUUUCUUGGUGAAACAAAGAAGCACUGGGAAGCUCUUUGCUCUGAAGUGCAUCAAGAAGUCCCCGCUCACAAGGGACAGCAGCUUGGAGAACGAGAUAGCAGUGCUGAAAAAAAUAAAGCAUGAAAACAUCGUGACUUUGGAAGAUAUCUAUGAGAGCACAACCCACUUCUACCUGGUGAUGCAGCUGGUGUCGGGUGGAGAGCUGUUCGACAGGAUCUUGGAACGAGGGGUCUACACUGAGAAAGAUGCGAGCGUGGUGAUCCACCAGGUCCUGACAGCAGUGAAAUACCUCCAUGAAAACGGGAUUGUCCACCGUGACCUGAAGCCUGAAAACCUUCUUUACCUCACUCCUGAAGAGAACUCCAAAAUCAUGAUUACAGACUUUGGUUUGUCCAAGAUGGAGCAGAACGGCAUCAUGUCCACUGCCUGCGGGACGCCGGGAUAUGUUGCUCCUGAAGUCCUCGCCCAGAAACCAUACAGCAAAGCUGUGGACUGCUGGUCCAUCGGAGUCAUCACCUACAUCCUGCUGUGUGGGUACCCACCUUUCUACGAAGAGACCGAGUCCAAGCUGUUUGAGAAGAUCAAGGAAGGCUACUACGAGUUUGAGUCUCCUUUUUGGGAUGACAUCUCCGAGUCAGCCAAGGAUUUCAUCAGGCACUUACUGGAGAAGAACCCAGACACAAGGUUUUCCUGUGAAGAAGCCCUGAGGCACCCAUGGAUUAAUGGAAAUACAGCCCUUCACCGUGACAUAUACCCAUCUGUCAGUGCUCAGAUUCAGAAAAACUUUGCAAAGAGCAAAUGGAGGCAAGCCUUCAAUGCCGCAGCCGUGGUGCACCACAUGAGGAAGCUGCACAUGAAUGGCCACGCCACGGCUGGCAGCACCCACCCAAUUAUACAAGGCUCUGAGGCACCCAGACCCAGCACAGCCAACACCACGCAGCCAGCAAUGCCCAGCAAGGACGAGGACAUGUCACUGCCCCAGGUCCCCUCUCCGGCCCCUCCUGCUCCGCUGGAGCAAGGCACAGGAAGUGAGAGAGGGCAAGCUGCAAAGCCCCCCAGUGAAUGGAUCACCAGACAACCAGAGCCCGCCAGCCAGAUCGUGUGGCUGCAGCCCAGUGUGCACAGGGCAUGAGAGAGCCAAGGCAUCCUUCUGCUCCGAGAUGGUGCUCCUUAAAAAACCUGCAAAAUCCCACCAUUUCAAAUCAGAAGUUCUCGUUCCAAUGAAGACUGGUAAGCACUCAUCUCACUGUGGCACUGGGCAAACUGGAGUUUGUUUGAUCAUGUGAUGAGGAAGGCAGCCAGCGGGAUCCCCCAUUGCCAGCGAAACAGAAGGGCUCUUUUACUCUUUUCUGCACUUCAAAACCAGACAUCAACAGUGCAAGCAAGAAGAAAGGAUGUUGUGUCCCGCCAGGGGCUGACAGGCAGCAGCAUCACGGAGAGCAGCGAC